AUGGCCCGUGAAUUGCUAAGCAGCGACUCGUCCGACAGCGAAGAUGGAGGCGCCGAUGUCCCACCCAGUGACGAACUCAAGGUCAAUGAGGCAUAUGCCCGCCGCUUCGAACACAACAAGAAACGAGAGGAAUUGCAGAGAUUAGAAGAAAAACUCGGCAAAUCCUCCACGUCCCGAAAACGUAAACGCGGCGACAACGAAUCUCUUGACGGUGACGACAAAGGUACUGACUCGGACGAUGACUCGACCAGUGAGUCCGAAGAUGAGGGGGAGUUGGUGACGGAAGCUCUUGACUCGGAGAUCAUGGCCACACUCAACGCAAUCCGCUCGAAAGACCCCCGCGUUUACGACCAGUCUGUCACGUUCUAUACCAACGACGACGAUGAGGAAGAGGCAAUUGCGAAGGCAAGGAAGGAGAAACCUAUGCACUUGCAGGACUACCACAGGCAAAAUCUACUGAAGGGUGAUGCGGGAGUGGAAGAGGAAGACACUGUGCCUUUGACGUACAACCAAGAGCAAGAGCAGCUAAAGAAAUCCAUCAUUGGAGAAAUCAACGCAGCCGCGGAGGAGGACGACGACGAAGAAGAAGAUGAGGGCGAGGAUAAGUUCCUCAUUGCGAAGAGAAAGGAGAAGUCGGCCAAAGCCGACGUUGUUUUGGACGUUGACAACGCAGACAAAGAUCCUGAAACUUUCUUGUCAAACUUCAUGGCCUCGCGCGCUUGGGCGGCUCCCGACCCUUCUAAUCUCCACCCUUUUGAGUCGGACGAUGACGAAGAAGACAAAAGAGCAGACGAGUUUGAAGAGGCAUACAAUCUGCGAUUUGAGGAUCCUGAAAAAUCGAACGAGACGCUACGCUCUCAUGCGAGAGACUUGGCUGCCAAAUACUCUGUUCGGAGACAAGAGGCGAACCCCCGACAAAAGAAGCGAGAAGCCGAGAAGGCAAAGAGAGAAGCUGAAAAGCAGCUGCGAAAAGAAGAGAAAGCCCGUCUCCGCAAGUUGAAAAUUGAGGAGCUUGAAGAGAAGGUGCGCAGGAUUAAGCGGGCCGCUGGUAUUAAAACCCAGGAUAUUCGGCCCGAGGAUUGGUCACAUCUGGUUGACGACGACUGGGACGACGCUAAAUGGGAGGAGGAAAUGCGCAAGCGUUUUGGCGAUGAGUACUACGCUGAGGAAGACCUUGCGAGCGAGGACGAGACACAUGGGAGGAAACGGAAACCUCGCAAGCCCAAAUUUGACGACGACCUUGACAUCAAGGACAUAGUGCCUGAUUUCGAUGGAGGUGAUAAGGCGGACUUCAGUUUGACCGAUGAAGACGCUCCUCCGAAGAAGGCGAAGAAAGGAAAGAAGUCUGUCCAAGAGGACAAGCGGGACACAAAGAAAGAACGGCGAAUAAUUGAACAACUGGUGACCGACCAACUACAACUGGAGCUGGAUGCAUCUCUACCAAACAAGAAGACCGGUGGCUUCACAUACCGUGAGACAUCGCCCAAGAGUUUUGGCCUUACUGCAAGGGACAUCCUGCUAGCUGACGACAAGCAACUGAAUGAAUUUGUGGGGUUGAAGAAACUGGCAUCAUUCCGCGACCCGGAGAAGAAGCGCAAGGACACGAAGAACCUGGGGAAGAAAGCACGGUUGAGGAAGUGGCGGUUGGAGACCUUUGGCAACGAAGAAGGACUGCAAGCCAGCAAUCUGAUUCCUGCGCGGCCUGAGGUCCGGGAAGACAGGGCUGAGGAAGAUGAAGCUGGAGUAGACAUCAGAACAGAGGGAACGAAGAAAAAGAAGAGAAGAAGGAACAAGAAGUCGAAGACAGAGGUUGAUACAGUUGUCUGA
This is a messenger RNA of Fonsecaea multimorphosa CBS 102226, 1827 nucleotides long. RefSeq lists its product as uncharacterized. Gene Ontology annotation, biological process: endonucleolytic cleavage in ITS1 to separate SSU-rRNA from 5.8S rRNA and LSU-rRNA from tricistronic rRNA transcript (SSU-rRNA, 5.8S rRNA, LSU-rRNA). Lineage: Eukaryota; Fungi; Ascomycota; Eurotiomycetes; Chaetothyriales; Herpotrichiellaceae. The coding region runs from base 1 to 1827 and encodes 608 amino acids. The transcript has 2 exons. Gene Ontology annotation, cellular component: nucleolus; 90S preribosome. The record is from RefSeq and is a predicted model, not a curated record.